GUGGGCUUCAGGAAAGGAGGCGUUGACAUCUUUUGCAGAAGGACCCAGCUGGAGGUUGUGCUCUCAGUCAUGCUGCUGGUCUUCCGGCUGUCUCUGGUGGCCUGCCUGGUGGUUCUGGGACUUGGAUCCAGCUCAGACAGUGGGCGUGGCCUGUGCCUGUCUCCAACCUGCAUCACGGUGACAAGUCAGAUUAUGGAGGCGAUGGACCGCAGUGCAGACCCUUGCCAGGACUUCUACCAGUUCUCCUGCGGGGGGUGGAUCAGGAAGAAUCCUCUGCCUCAGGGACACCCUCGCUGGGACACCUCCGACGUUCUCUGGGAGCAGAACCAGGCACUGCUCAAACACCUGCUGGGGUCGGUUCGGAGCUCAGCCCUUCUUCAGCGUCCAAGUCAGCUCCGACCUCAAGAACUCCAAUAGUAACGUGAUCCAGGUGGACCAAUCAGGACUAUUCCUACCAUCAAGAGACUACUAUCUGAACAAGACAGCCAAUGACAAGGUGCUGGUGGCGUACCUGGACUACCUGGUGGAGCUGGGGACACUGCUGGGAGGUGAAAAGAACUCCACCCGUCUUCAGAUGCAGCAGAUCCUGGAGUUUGAGACAGCUCUUGCCAACAUCACCGUCCCCGAGGACCAGCGGCGAGACGAUGAGAAGAUCUAUCACAAGACCACCAUCUCUGAGAUGCAG
Messenger RNA from Austrofundulus limnaeus, 685 nucleotides. Its product is annotated as endothelin-converting enzyme 2. NCBI's taxonomy places the organism in Eukaryota, Metazoa, Chordata, Actinopteri, Cyprinodontiformes, Rivulidae. The record is from RefSeq and is a predicted model, not a curated record. Gene Ontology annotation, molecular function: metalloendopeptidase activity. Gene Ontology annotation, cellular component: plasma membrane. Gene Ontology annotation, biological process: protein processing.